UUUGCUGACUCCUUCCUUUCAUUCAUUUCAUAUUUCUCUGAGUUGAAUAAGUACCUACCUACCUAUUCUGAGAUUGCUGUGCCGUAUUACGAAUUAAUUCUUAGUUUUAUGAAUUAAAUUCACAGCUUACAAUAUCAUUUCUAGUGAAUAUAUAAAUUAUAUUAUGAAGAAUGGAAUGUACGCAUUUGUUAGAUAACGUCAAAUUGGACACCGAAUUCAACGUCGAGGACACCAUAAUCACAAAGAACUUCAGUUGUUCAGUUACAGAAUGUGCAGUAAAGGAACAGAACUGGCUGUGCCUGCAAUGCGGGGCAGUGAAUUGUGGCCGAUAUGUCAACGGGCAUGCCAAGUUACAUGCAGAAAGCACUGAGCACCAGUUGUGCAUGAGCUGUGAUGUUUAUUCAGUCUACUGCUAUAAAUGUGACGACUAUGUAGCGAACGACACAGAACAACAAACAAUAGAUAAAAUAAGGCAAAGUAUUAUGCAAACUAGAACCGAUAAUGGGGCGGACGAAAAUAGCAAUAUUGAACAAAUUGAGGAAAACAGCAAGGAAGGUAGCGACGGUGGAAAUAGUUCUAUAUCUGAUACAUCGAAUGCUGUAAGCGAAAUGCCUGUGUCGCCUAACGGUGUAAAAGAAGGGGACAGAAGUCCCGACGUGACACCGAGUAGUUCUUUUAGUAAUAUAUCUGGUAUAGCUGAUAAUGCUACGCCGGAAACCAUUGAAAGUAAAUCUUCUAAAGGUGCUAAGACCACAGAAGAAAAAGUCCGUAGCUUAAGACCACGUUCACGCAAAAGAUCUCAUUCUGGAGACAGCAGUUCCGCAGAAAACUCCCAGACCGGCAGGAGUAAGGAAAAGAAGCCCUCCACGUGCAAUGGCAAGAGCCAAAGAGAAAAGAAAGUCGUAGGAUUAAAAAAUUUAGGCAACACAUGUUUCAUGAAUGCUGUGCUGCAAAGUCUGAAUAAUAUACAGGAAUUUAGCUGCUAUUUCAGUCAGCUGCCCUCUUUGGAGGUAAAGACUAACGGGCGGCAAAAAGUUUAUCAUUCAAGAAGCUAUACGAGACAAGAAAUGCAUGACGUUGUAAUGGCCGAAGAAUUGAGAAAGGUUCUAAUCAACCUGAACAGCGGUUGCGGCUCGAAGGCGGCCAUAUCUCCCGAGUGCCUGUUCCUUGUGAUCUGGAAAGUGGUGCCUAGGUUCAGGGGUUACCAGCAGCAAGACGCCCACGAAUUCUUGCGUUACAUGCUUGACAGACUACACACGGAGUUGCUACAGUUGCUGCCGCCGGACCGGGACAGUGGGUUCGUAUCCCGGACCCCCUCAGCCUCCAUCGUCACGGCCGUGUUCGGAGGCACUCUGCAGAGCGAGGUGCGUUGCUUGGCGUGCGGCACGGAAAGCAAGAAGUUCGACCCGUUCUUGGACCUGUCGCUGGAGUUGCCCGAAGUGGGGAGACACGACGCGCCCGUGGCCCUCACCGACUGUCUCACCAGCUUCGUUCAGGUGGAAGAGCUAGCGGACACGGAGCGUUACUUCUGCAGCAGCUGCAAAUGCAAGCAGAAGUCCACCAAGCAGUUCUGGAUCCGUCGGCUUCCAAAUGUCCUCUGUCUUCAUCUUAAACGGUUCCGGUGGCAUAACUAUUUCAGGACCAAAGUGGACACAGCGAUAUCGUUCCCCCUGCGUGCGUUAGACAUGUCCGGCUUCGUUCCCCGCGGUAGUAACGUUCAUACUCGGCGCUCCAAUCCACACAAUCAACUUUACGAUCUCGCCGCUGUUAUCGUACACCACGGAUCGGGCGCUGGAUCCGGCCACUACACCGCAUUCGCUAUCAACUCUUCAUCGUGGUUCCAUUUCAACGACCACACUGUCCGACCGACCAAUGCCGAAGCAGUCGCCUCGUGCAAGCCGUACAUACUGUUCUACAUCCGGCAGGAACCAACCCUGCCGCAGUCGUGACGAAAUAUGGGACUGCGAUUGAAGUGUACACGGAAUGUAUUGUGCUCCGUAUAGUGAAGUGUUCGCGAUUAAAAGUGUUCUUUAUAGUGAUCUAUUUAAGGUUUUAAACGCUCUCGACGCAGCCGCUGGCAUGAUUUACCUUUUGGGGUAAUUAUAUCAAUUGAUGUGAGCCCCACUUAUGGUGCAUUGUCAAGUCGAUAUAGUGUUAGUGUGAUUUUGAUUUAAAUGUGGAGUUCAUCAAGAUAUUAUUAACAUGAAAUUUUGAUGAUUUUUGAGCUUUAUGAUAUAGUAAUUACAGUGCAAUUCUUGAACUGUUACAGUGACAGAAACAUCCAGAUUAAUUUAUUUUCCAGGUUAUAAACCUAAUUUGAAAAGUCAGUUAAUAAUAGAAUCUUUACUGGGUUAAGGAAUCUUGGACUUUGUUCAUUUUCAAAACUAUAUCAAAACAAGGCAUUCAUAUAAAACAGGCAAGAAAUUCAAACUUGAAGAAUCAUGAAGCUCAAAUAUCAAUGGCUCACGUCACGACUACUACUGAAAGGGCGAGUUCACAUUAAGAGUCAUGUAAUAAUCUGGCGUCAAGUCUUGUAUGAACUUACUCUAAGAGAGAAGUGUCGGAGUCGAGUUGGUGUAAUAGGCAGAGGUCAUAAGAAUAUCACUCACAAUCUUUUAAUCCCUUGGUUCCCUCGAUUGAUUUUGCAUUUACUGCAGAUAUCUUGAUUCUGAUUUUCAUACAAGAUGAUUUAAUAAAAUUGAGAACGUCGGUGGUUGAACGGCUAAAAUGUGCAAGUAAUGAGUGUUGAAGCACAGUUUAUGCCUCGGCCAUGUACCAAUGACUGUUGAGUUAUGUACAUUAGUUUGAGUUCUAUCCGGACACCUUGCCGAUUCAAUCACCAAUUCUCUUUUCUCGUUUCUAAUCUUCAACUCUUACAUUAAAAACACUUUUUGCCUGGAGGCCUAGUAACGAAAGUUGACAAGUCGAACAUACUAAUCUUCUUCAAUCUUCUCUAAAUCAAAAGGUUAGUAGAGUAAGAGCUUACCUCAGGUCAGCAAAGACUGCUGACCUGAGGUAAACUAUCACAUACAUAGGGUUAAACAGAAGAUAAGACAUGUUCAAUGUUCUAAGCCUGCGAUAAUUUAUACAUGUAACUCUAGAAAUCAUUCUAUAUGCUAAAUAAGGAUCAUUUCUAAUAAAAAAGGUUGUGAAAUCGGAAAACGGUUUUUUUGUGUAUGAAAUAGAGUUUUUUUUUAUUUUAAAUAUGCUAUUUGAAAAUAUUUUUUUUGUAACUGGUGCCAAUUCACUUUUUUAUUUCCUACUAGAAAUUUUAUUUGAAAUUUUCGUUUGAAAAUUGAUGUUUAUGCUCUACUCUGUGAAUCUUUUUUUUUCUAAUUAUGAAAUAUAUAACAUUUAUGCAUUCCCAGCUAGGGUAUCUGAUUUUUGUAUGAUUUUAUUCAAAAUUGUAAACAUUACUUUAAAGCUUUAUAUACCCAAGUAUCAAGCGAAUAGUUAAGUCAAUAUUUAAUACUUAUCUAAAUGGCUUCGCAUAUUACGCCAAUCAACUAUGUAUAUAUUGACGAAAAUCCGACUCGACUAAAACUAAGCACACUUGCGACACAAUACAACACAACGCGAGGCGACUAAGUUACUAGAAUAUAAAUAAAAAUAGCAAGAAUGUACUGAAUCAAUAUAAAUAUAAAAAGGAAACUAUUACAUAAAAGUAAUGUCAUGUUAAAAGUAUUUCCUUACAAAGUACCUUGGCCUCAUCGCGUCUUGCUAUGCUAUUCUUUACAGGUCUAUUGAUCAUUUUGUUGAUUUGACAACAAAUUUUAAUUAUAAUUAAGACUUAUAUGUGUCGCCAGUGUGUUCAGUCAGUGUUAUUAAGAUUUUCAUGCGGUGCAUUUACGAACGCAAUAAACGAUUGGACUUAAAUUUUCAAAUUUAAAUAUUUAAUUUGACAGUUACAUCCGAGUGGCGUGCGUCGAGUUUGUUUAAUGCCGCGAAAGCUUUGAUAAGUACCUCGUGUAGUGUUUGCCUUUUCGAAUCAGGUCUUAAACAUGUUUAAUACUCAUAAAUAAUAAAUAGUUUACGCAGUUGUUGAGAAAUCAUUAUAUUGAGCUUAUAUUUAAGAAUACCCAAACACAUCAGACGUUUCGUUGGAAUUUAAGUAUAUGAUUAUGUGCAGCCUUUUAAAAUUUUAAGUGUAUGUAAACUGACUGUUAUUAAUUUUUGGAAAUUGGUUUUUAAAUGUAUGUUGUCUCAUAAAUGUAUGUUCUUGUUUGAAUGACUCAUCCCUAGAAUUUUUAAAAAGUCUCUCUACCUUCUGGUAGAGCUAUUUAAGUAAGGAGCUGGUAAAUAUAAAAAAGACGGCCAAGUGCGAGUCGAACUCUCGCAUGACGGGUUCCAUACCAUGCCAGCUAAGGUUUUCGGUUAAGGUUUAGAUUGAUUGAUUAAUUAAUUUGGCUGUAAUGUACUCGAUUUCCAACUAAACAUCUGUUGGUGAUUCCAAAGCAUUUUACAAAUAUUUAUGCGGACAGGCAAGGAAAUCUUUAAAUCAAGUCUUUUGAACAAUUCUUAUUGCAUGCUAUUUUACAUUCCUAUAACGAAUUAUGGUUUAACUGUGGAUUUUAGUUUGUAACAGCGUUAUAAAAUGCGAGAUAGACAUUUUUGUGUAACAUGUGAUAGUUUAACUCGUGUAUAUUGUCCUUAAACUUAUGACAUUCGCGUUACUGUUGUGCAGUUCGAGUAUUUAUUGCUGCCGAUUGAUUGUAAAAAUAAAUAAGCUUUCUCACAACAGUACCGCUAGAUUGAAGUUUGCGUUACUUGCAGACAAAUGAUUUUAUUGUGUCGUGAAAUAUUCUCUUUUUGCAAGUAUAUUGAAUAGCAGUUUUAUUUUGUAAGUACUUCAAUUACUGGAAGUUGAUAGUGAUUGAAUUUAAUAAAUUCGCCAAUUUAAACACCA
Messenger RNA from Amyelois transitella, 4906 nucleotides. RefSeq names its product ubiquitin carboxyl-terminal hydrolase 3. The transcript has 10 exons. Gene Ontology annotation, molecular function: zinc ion binding; cysteine-type deubiquitinase activity. Bases 171 to 1949 code for a protein of 592 amino acids. Gene Ontology annotation, cellular component: cytoplasm. Lineage: Eukaryota; Metazoa; Arthropoda; Insecta; Lepidoptera; Pyralidae. Gene Ontology annotation, biological process: protein deubiquitination. The record is from RefSeq and is a predicted model, not a curated record.